Protopolystoma xenopodis is the source of this 324-nucleotide messenger RNA. The record is from the annotation of a GenBank genome assembly. NCBI's taxonomy places the organism in Eukaryota, Metazoa, Platyhelminthes, Monogenea, Polystomatidea, Polystomatidae.
AUGGACUAUGGUGAUUACGAAGAUCUGAUGCUCUCUUAUAUGAUCAAAGAUACACGUUGGCUUUGUCUCGGUCUCUUCAUGCUUAUCGGAUUCCUUGUAAUUGCUAGCCGCAGCUUCCUCAUUCCAUUGGUCUGCGCCGUUGGACUUCUCUGGUCUGCUGUAGUUAGUUACCGUAUCUACGCCCUCCUCGUGGAUGCAGAUCGUCUUCCUCUGAUCAACAUGCUGGGAUUCGUGCUGCUACUAGGUCUUGGUACCGACGAUACUCUUGUAUAUUGCCAGGUGAAUCUUUUGUUGAGGCAUACUCUAAUGGUUUGGACACGGUGA